AUGGCUCUUUAUUUCAACAGUCUGCUCUGUCUGAUUAUACUCCACGUUUUGUAAAUGUCAAAUGUGUGUCACUAAUAAGAAGUUUCCAGUGGGUGAUAAACAAAUGUCAUCCUCUCCUCAGCAGAUGGGUAGUCUGGAGUUUAUAUCCCUGCUGCUCUUGAGCUUCAUUUUUUUAUUACCCUCAUUGAUUGACAAAGUCAUUAGCAUCCGUGUGGCUGUCUGAAUCCCCAAUAAAACCGUUUUUCCUAUGCAUCAGUUUACCAACCUUCAUUGUGAAUUUAAAGAGAUAUAGUUUCAUCCUUUUCAAUGUGAAAGGACUAGAUUCAUGGGCUAAAUAAGACAGCUGACAUAUUCAUAAAAUCAUCCCGGUCAUAGACGGACAUUUGCGCACCUGUGUUCCCCAAUUUACAAAUUCAGUAAAACAGGCCAAUGUGAUUCAAAAGUGAUGAAGUCACUGUGGAUCUGCCGCAUAUUAACAUAUUAACUAAACAGGAUUCACAUUUUAAAAUAAGACUAUCAAUAAAAACAUUGCAUUCAUUAUGGGAAGAGUGGAGUAUAUAAGAUAAGAGACCAUCCAUCCACUCACCAAAGGCUGACCUUGAGGACCUUAUCCUGCUGCAGAGAUGAUCUGUAACCUGCUUCUGUCCUGCUCUGUCCUCCUGCUGUCCUGCAGUCGUCUGCUGGCACAUCCCGUUACAGACACAGCUGACAGGACUUACAGUGGCCUUGAUUCAGUGGAGUUAGCCGGAGUCAUCAGCCCAGAUGAUCUCACCGUCUCUGAUCUCAAUGAUCUCCUGCAGAGGGCAGCAGUCGUGGGAUAUCCCCCACAGCUCAGCAGAGAGAGUGAGACUCACUCAUCUCACACAGACGUUUGCUAUCUUUCAAUGUUACAGAAGAUGAAAAACAAAUGCUCAUACUGUUCCUUUCACAGGUACCAAACUGUCUGGACAGAUUCCCAAAGAUGCUCUACGAGAGUUUCUGUCAGAAAAACCGUAUCGCCUCGCCCCUCCCAGCGGACUGUGGGGAAGCAGGAGACAGUUCAGGAAGAGAGGUGGCAAUGCAGACUGCUUCUGGAAAUACUGUGUUUGAGCCAUUGAUAACAUACUAAACUGAGCGACAGGGCUUUUAUGGAUACUACGGUACAACAAUCAUACAGGAUAUACAGUUACAAACAAAUGCGCGAAACAGUUGUAAACCUCUAACAUGUCAAAUAGCUGGGAACGUUUUUCUACAUAUCUUCAGCUUUUAAUGCUGGAAUAUUUGGAAUCAGAGCCAAUGGCAUAGAAGAGAACACAGCUGAGUGUUUUAAAACAUAUAACUCUAAAUAAAUGCAAAAAUAAAAUAAUAAAAAGCCUCCAUUCUUUGUCCAGAGUCCAUUAUGUUCUUCCUAUUUUUAAAGGGAUACUCCACCCAAAAAUGAAAAUUCUGUCAUCAUUUACGCACCCUCAAGUUGUUGC
Molecule: messenger RNA, 1457 nt
Organism: Pimephales promelas (fathead minnow)
Lineage: Eukaryota; Metazoa; Chordata; Actinopteri; Cypriniformes; Leuciscidae
Source: RefSeq, a predicted model, not a curated record